Molecule: messenger RNA, 1065 nt
Organism: Parathielavia appendiculata
Lineage: Eukaryota; Fungi; Ascomycota; Sordariomycetes; Sordariales; Chaetomiaceae
Exons: 3
Coding region: 1-1065 (354 amino acids)
Source: RefSeq, a predicted model, not a curated record
AUGUCGUCCAAGCCAAUCUUUGUGGCCACACACCCGAGGGCAUGCUCUACGGCUUUUGAACGCGUGUUCAUGACCCGGGCAGACAUUCUCUAUUGUGUCCACGAGCCGUUUGGAGAUGCCUUCUACUUUGGUCCCGAGCGACUAAGCGAGCGCUAUGAGAAGGAUGAGGCGGCCAGAAAGAAGAGCGGCUUUGCCAACACCACAUACAAGGAUGUUGCGGAUAGCUUGUUGCACCUGGUCAACAGCCAGCAGGACAAACGGCUCUUCAUCAAGGACAUUGCCCACUACCUCCUCCCGCCAAACCAACAACCGGCGACUAUUGCCCCCUCCCUUCGCGAUGCCGGUACCACGACUGAAGCACCCAACGGAACCGCCCACACAGACGGCACCAGCCCGGACGGGAUCUCCCACACCAACCCAACCGUCGUUCCGCUGUCUCUCCUUCGCAAGUUCCACUUCACCUUCCUGAUCCGGCACCCGCGUCGCGCCAUCCCCUCGUACUACCGCUGCACCAUCCCCCCCUUGUCCGCCCAGACCGGCUUCCACAACUUCAUGCCCAACGAGGCGGGCUACGACGAGCUCCGUAGGCUGUUUGACUAUCUCCUGCAGGAGGGCGUCAUUGGGCAGCAGCAGCAGCAGACGCAGCAGAACGGCACUGCAGUCGAUGGCAGCAGUAACGGGGUCAAUGGCAAUCAUGCCGGAAACGGUGUCAAGAUUACGGUUGUUGAUGCCGACGACCUGCUCGACAAGCCCGCCGAGGUGAUUCGCGCGUUCUGCGAGGAUGUGGGCAUCGACUACCACGACGGGAUGCUGAAGUGGGAGGACGAGGAAGGGCAGAUUCGGGCCGUGGAGGCGUUUAAGAAAUGGGAUGGCUUCCAUGAGGACGCGAUCGCUAGUACCGAGCUGCGGCCGAGGUCCCAUCCGAAAAAAACGCCCACCGAGGAGGAAGAGGAUGAGGAAUGGCGGAAGAGAUUUGGGGACGAGGGGCAGCGGGUGAUUCGCGAGUGCGUGAACGCCAAUGUGGCCGACUACGAGUACCUCAAGUCGUUUGCCAUCAAGGUGUAG